Molecule: messenger RNA, 2295 nt
Organism: Priceomyces carsonii
Lineage: Eukaryota; Fungi; Ascomycota; Pichiomycetes; Serinales; Debaryomycetaceae
Gene: MNL1
Product: Mnl1p
Exons: 1
Coding region: 1-2295 (764 amino acids)
Biological process (GO): regulation of transcription by RNA polymerase II
Molecular function (GO): DNA-binding transcription factor activity, RNA polymerase II-specific; RNA polymerase II cis-regulatory region sequence-specific DNA binding
Source: RefSeq, a predicted model, not a curated record
AUGAAUGUCGAUGAUUUCGCUGAAGAUGGACAACAUUUUAAUGCAGACUUUCGUAGCGCCAAUGGUGGUGGCGCUAACGAUUAUUACGAUCCGGUACCUUUAAGUUAUGAAAACUCACAAGAGCGUUUGAGAGAAGAUAUUCAGAGGAAUUUGGAGGGCGGUGACUAUGACAAUUUAUUUGAGUUGGAUCUGUAUGAUGUUCAAGUCGUACAAGAUCCUAAUGUUAGUGGUUCGGCAUUAAAUGAUAGAGAUAGAAGUAAAUUCAUAACCCAACUGAAUGAGGAUCCCCCCGUACAAGCUCCUAACUUUAGUAUGCCUGGUGCAUUCAAAAUGAAUCAGGAUAGCAUGGAGCUUGAUGGUGGUACCCCCCUUACUUUACAGCUGGAUUUUUUUCCUGACUCUAUGUUGGAGACAGACGUCAAGUUUGAAGAUGAAUAUGUCAAUAGUAAUAAUAAUUAUGGGCCGUUGGCUUCUUACCAGGGUCCUUCACCAAAUUUUGGUUCUAAUGUUGAACCAUCAGAAAUAAACAUGAUUAAUAAUAGAGGAAGAUCAGACUCAGGUGUGAGCUUCUUGCCACAAAAUGGCGAACUCAACAAUCAUUUGAGAAAUGCAUCAAUAGAUAGCCAUAGUGCCAUCCAAAACCCCAACUCAUUAUCGAAUCAUAGUUUGAGCAUUAGCAAUAACUUUUAUAAUGAGCUAUCCCCUUUGACAACUACUACUUCUAUGACACCCUCCGUGAGUUCCGUUCAUUCAAAUCAACCAUCGUUCUUUUCUGCUCAACAAUACUUCACACGGAAUUCAAUGGAUCAGCCUCCAUCACAAUCACACAGACCCUCGUUUGAUCUUUAUGGCAAGAAUAGAAAUUCAAUUGAUAGUCAGCAAUCAUCAAUACACCAGAGAAAUCAAACAGACGGGGGUAGGUAUUCAAGUUUUACAAAUUCAAUAAGUAACUAUAUUCCUUUCAUGGGAGAUAGGAAUAGCAAUAGGUCUUCUCGUGCGCCAGUAGGCUCCCCCUCUUCCACGCCAUCGAAUUCCCGACAGUUUGCACCAGAGAGACAACCACAACAAUCAAAGCACAUAAUUCGAAGUAUAUUUAAGAGCUCAAAUAUUUCUUCAUUACCUCCAGAAGAUGUAAAUGAGAACACUGAUGACGUCGAAAACACUUAUGAGCCGGAUGGGACCGAAACAGAUUUAAUGAUAACGAGUCCAACGAGAGAAGAAGAUUCCGAACUAAUUGAUAAUAAUAAUGUACCGAAAAAAGCAAGAAGAACUAAGCGUAGCUUAUUUACUAGAUUCAAGGGCCCAGUAAAAAGCGAGCCUGUGGAAGGAAGCGAUUUUUUUAGAAACGAUGACAAUCUUUUCAAAACGGGUGAGCACGAGAGUAACUAUAGUUCAGGUUCAGCGGGUCAAGUUUCAAUUAGUCAAACACCCUCGUCAAGCUUUACUUCUCAUAAUGUUGCAGUAACAGCUUUAGACCCCAGCGUACUGAGUGGAUCAGCUAAUUACAACCAAACGGCUCUGAAGGAGCCUGAUUAUGCAGCAUUGUUCGAAAAGGUGGGAAAGCGCAAGAACAUCGUCAAGCCUGCUAAUUAUAUAAAAUCAAAAUCAAAAUCAAAAGGCGACCUGCAACCUGAGUUUAGCAGUCAAAGUGAGAGUUCGACAUUCUUGAAUUCAAGUUUCGAAAAAUCUCUGAGUCAGGUGGAAAUGACUAAUAAAGACUACGAGAAGUCGGUAAAUUCUUCAUCCAAUAGUUCAUUAUUGGGAUAUGAAAACAACCGUGAUGACUUUGAUUUAUCCUCAAAUGGAUCUGAAUCUGGUAAUGCAAAAGAUCCUGGACUGGAUCACCAACAAUCAAUACUCACCGCGGCAUCUAAGCGAAAGCUUGGUUCCAAACUUAUGCCUAAGAAGAAAAAUGCGGUAGCGAAUCCAAAUGUGGCGACGAUAAUAACAAAAGGAGUCGAAGUAGAAGUAGAUUUAAAGUCUUUAGAUUUGCCUCCUAACACCCAAAUAUUUCCCACCAGCAUCAUAAAUUCCAAAAACAGGACUAGGGGGCGUAAAGAAAAUAAAGAAGCUGAUUUGGUUGAUUUGUCAAAGAUAUAUUUAUGCAACUAUUGCUCAAGAAGAUUUAAAAGACAAGAGCACUUAAAAAGGCACUUUAGAUCGUUGCAUACAUUUGAAAAGCCUUAUGAUUGUUCGAUUUGUCAUAAGAAGUUUAGCAGACUGGACAACUUAAAUCAACAUUUGAAAGUUCACAAGCAAGAGGAAGAUGCAAUGAACGAGUUGGCAGGUUCAUAA